Musa acuminata subsp. malaccensis (wild Malaysian banana) is the source of this 1043-nucleotide messenger RNA. RefSeq names its product small ribosomal subunit protein uS3x. NCBI's taxonomy places the organism in Eukaryota, Viridiplantae, Streptophyta, Magnoliopsida, Zingiberales, Musaceae. Gene Ontology annotation, cellular component: cytosolic small ribosomal subunit; nucleus. Gene Ontology annotation, biological process: translation. The record is from RefSeq and is a predicted model, not a curated record. Gene Ontology annotation, molecular function: RNA binding; structural constituent of ribosome.
UAGGGUUUCUUUGUCAGCUAAGACCACAGACCCGAACUCAUAGCAGCGGCGAAUUCGCUUCUCUUGAAUCCCUGCGCAAAUGGCGACCCAGAUGAGUAAGAAGCGAAAGUUUGUGGCGGAUGGGGUGUUCUUCGCGGAGCUGAACGAGGUCCUGACGAGGGAGCUUGCGGAGGAUGGCUAUUCGGGUGUGGAAGUUAGGGUCACGCCCAUGCGUACUGAGAUCAUUAUACGGGCGACGCGCACCCAGAACGUUCUUGGCGAGAAGGGAAGGAGAAUUAGGGAACUGACAUCAGUGGUGCAGAAAAGAUUCAACUUUCCGGAGAAUGGCGUUGAGCUGUACGCCGAGAAGGUGAACAAUAGGGGUCUCUGUGCCAUUGCUCAGGCUGAAUCUCUCCGUUACAAGCUUCUUGGCGGCCUUGCUGUUAGGAGGGCAUGUUAUGGUGUCCUGAGGUUUGUCAUGGAGAGUGGUGCAAAGGGGUGUGAGGUAAUUGUAAGUGGAAAACUUAGGGCUCAGCGAGCUAAGUCGAUGAAAUUCAAGGAUGGUUACAUGAUUUCUUCUGGUCAGCCGGUCAAUGAAUAUAUUGACUCAGCAGUGAGGCAUGUGCUCCUAAGACAGGGUGUUCUUGGAAUCAAGGUAAAAAUUAUGUUGGAUUGGGAUCCAAAGGGAAAGCAAGGUCCUACUACCCCUCUUCCGGAUCUCGUCACCAUUCAUCCACCAAAGGAUGAAGAAGAAUACGUUAGGCCAGCACCACCAGUGGCUCCAGAGAUUGCCGCCGUAUGACCUCAUGGGUGGGGUUGGGGGGGUGUUGCUGAGUUGAAUUUCCUUGUUUUCCUUUCAAAAAAGAGUUAAUCAACUUAGGUCUAUUUUGCGGUGUCCAAACUCGCUUUAUGAUGGUAUCUUCCAGAUUAAUAUUGUUUGUAAUGGUUGAAUUGCACCAUCCCUUUUGUUUCUGUUUCAUUGGGCUAGAAAAUGAUUUGGAAUUAUUUAUUUGGAGGAAAAAUGGACUGACUUCAACAUAGUUGUUUUAAGUUUCCUUGUAUUA